Messenger RNA from Spodoptera littoralis (African cotton leafworm), 1395 nucleotides. Lineage: Eukaryota; Metazoa; Arthropoda; Insecta; Lepidoptera; Noctuidae. The record is from the annotation of a GenBank genome assembly.
AUGCCGCCUAGUAACCCAUUGCCACCCAAAGAAAAUGCACUUUUCAAAAGAAUUUUGCGCUGCUACGAACACAAACAAUACAAAAAUGGCUUGAAAUUUGCCAAGCAGAUAUUGUCUAACCCUAAAUUCGCAGAGCAUGGAGAAACAUUGGCUAUGAAAGGACUAACUCUGAAUUGCUUGGGUCGCAAAGAAGAAGCUUAUGAGUAUGUCCGCCGAGGACUCCGCAAUGACCUUAAGUCUCCCGUGUGCUGGCAUGUGUAUGGUCUGCUCCAGCGAUCUGACAAAAAGUAUGAUGAGGCAAUUAAAUGUUACCGAAAUGCUCUCAAGUGGGAGAAGGAGAACAUUCAGAUUCUCCGUGAUUUGUCGUUGUUACAAAUUCAAAUGCGUGACUUGGAAGGGUACAAAGAUACCCGUUACCAGUUGUUUAUGCUCAGACCUACACAGAGAGCGUCCUGGAUUGGUUUUGCUAUGAGUUAUCACCUUCUUGGUGACUAUGAGAUGGCAAUCAGCAUCCUGGAUGCUUUCCGUACAAAUCAGAUGAAGGGAACUGAUGAUUACGAGCAUUCAGAGUUGCUGUUGUACCAGAAUAUGGUGCUUGCGGAGUCUGGACAGUACGAAAGAGCUUUGCAGCAUUUACAAAAGUUCUCGUCGCAAAUCCUUGACAAGUUAUCUAUUAAGGAAACCUCUGGCGAAUAUUAUUUGAAGUUGAAGAGAUUUAAGGAAGCAGAAUCUGUUUAUGAAGACUUACUGAAGAGAAACCCUGAAAAUGUGAUGUAUUAUGAAAAGUUAAUAGAAGCUAAACAACUUGUUGAUCCUGAUGAGAAAGUGGCCUUCUUUGAAGUUUAUAAGAAAGAAUUCCCUAGAGCGAUAGCGCCGCGCCGGCUACAGCUGACGGAGGCGCUUGCGCAGCCUGUGUUCGAGAAACUAGUUGAUGAGUACCUUAGACACGGAUUACAUAAAGGAAUACCCCCGCUAUUUGUUGAUCUCAGUAGUAGUAGUUAUAGAUGUAUGAUAUUGACCCCGCAGCACGCCGGCGACCCAGUGUCGGCGUACCAGUGGCUGGAGGAGGCGCAGGCGAUGGACACGGCCGACCGGUACGUCAACAGCAAGUGCGCGCGGUACAUGCUGCGCGCCGGACAUGUCAAGCGCGCUGAGGACAUGUGCGCCAAGUUCACUAGAGAAGGAGUGCCAGCGACAGAGAACCUGAACGAGAUGCAGUGCAUGUGGUUCCAGACGGAGGCUGCGGCCGCGUACAAACGUCUGCAGCAGUGGGGAGAGGCGCUCAAGAAGGCGCACGAAGUCGAUAGGCAUUUCUCCGAGAUAAUGGAGGAUCAGUUCGACUUCCACUCGUACUGUAUGCGCAAGAUGACGCUGCGGUCAGAAAGUGACAAGUGA